Messenger RNA from Trichoderma gamsii, 702 nucleotides. RefSeq lists its product as hypothetical. Lineage: Eukaryota; Fungi; Ascomycota; Sordariomycetes; Hypocreales; Hypocreaceae. Bases 1 to 702 code for a protein of 233 amino acids. The transcript is spliced from 3 exons. The record is from RefSeq and is a predicted model, not a curated record.
AUGACAAGCCUCGACCUUACCUGGGAAACCACCUCGAGCGGCUCAGAUGAGUGGCGGUUGCUAGCUUUUACCACGCUCAUGUUCCUAGAUGCGACGCUUCCGGAAUUCAUAGAGAUUGCUAGCACUUCCCUUCUCGACACCGGUGCUACUGCGCGAGUGGAUUUUGUUAUUCGCGAGAAUGCCGAUCGUCGCAAGCUGAAAUUCCUCCGCGGCAACAUUCUGCCAGGCGAUAACGAUGAGCAGAGACUUGUCUUUUUCAUUAGCGGAAUUCUUAAGCAUCAAUUCCUUGAUUUUGCUCCUGACAAAGUCAUUCAAUCACCAAAAGCCUCUGUCGCCGGGGAAACGGAUAUCGUUGUACUUGGGGCAUCUGAUGUCUUCACUGGCAUUGCGGGUCUUCUUAAAGGAUUAGGUAGCCUGGUCGACCCUAUCAGCUCAAUUACCAAGCUUGUAGAGUCUAUUCGCGAUGGAGGGGAGGUCAAUAUCGAGUACGAAUUUACGGAGCGCCUCGGGGACAAGCCUGCAACAGCAAAGUUUAAGAUUGUAAAAACUCGGGCUAGGGCAAUGGAGAGAGCACUCAAAGCGCUAGAGAAGUUUGCCCAGAGACCAGAUUCUAGAGCCGCAGCUGGAAAUGCUGCUGUUGCGCUGGAUUGGGAAGAAAGUCAGGAGGCCAAAGACUUUGUUAAGAAUCAUCCGAUGACCUAG